This is a messenger RNA of Oreochromis niloticus (Nile tilapia), 4950 nucleotides long. Its product is annotated as phosphoglucomutase-1. The record is from RefSeq and is a predicted model, not a curated record. Gene Ontology annotation, molecular function: phosphoglucomutase activity. The transcript is spliced from 11 exons. Gene Ontology annotation, cellular component: cytosol. Bases 548 to 2242 code for a protein of 564 amino acids. Lineage: Eukaryota; Metazoa; Chordata; Actinopteri; Cichliformes; Cichlidae. Gene Ontology annotation, biological process: carbohydrate metabolic process.
UCACAUGUGUGUUCCCAAUUACACUCUGACUGCUUGUCCCACUGUCUGCUUCCACAAACAGCAUUAAAAACGAGAAAUAUCCUCUCCUGAGAUAGUGUGAGACAUGACUUUGAUGACGGAGGUCAUAGUUCUUUUAUGCAUAAUUAGUCUAAGCACAGCUGCAGGACUUUACAGAUAGACAAACCGUUCACACGACAACCACACCUAAACACACACACACACACACACACACACACACACACACACACACACACACUUCUUUGUGUUUUGCCAUGCAGACUUGACAGUGAUCUCCCUGCACAUGUGUGAAGCAGCGUCUUCAGUUACUCUGCCUGCCUCUGCACACACAUUAGUUUGAAAGGUUAUUUUGGGCUGCACAAGCACCCUCUGCUUCCAGUAAAAUAAUAGGAGGAGUCAAUCUCUUGCCUUUCCAUUCUGCUCCUCCGUACCAUUCCUCAUGUCAGCUGACAGGGGAUUUCCCUCUAAAUAACAAGUUCCCCUUUGCUGUCUGUGCUGCAGCAUUAAGUUAGACCUUUAUUUUGAAACAAUGGACAACAGCCCUCUGCAGGUCUUGACUGUCCCUACAGCCCCCUACCCAGACCAGCGACCCAGCACCAACGGCCUGAGGAAAAAGGUCUAUGUGUUCCAGUCCAGGAGGAACUACCUGCACAACUUCAUCCAGAGUAUCUUCUCUUCCAUUGACCUGCGCGAUCGCCAGGGUUCAACCAUGGUGGUGGGGGGAGACGGACGCUUCUUCAAUCGAACUGCUACUCAGGUCAUUGUGCAGAUGGCAGCUGCCAAUGGGGUGGGUCGUCUGAUCAUUGGACACCACGGGAUAAUGUCCACGCCAGCCGUCUCCUGUAUGAUCAGGAAAUGCAAAGCCAUCGGAGGCAUCAUUCUCACUGCCAGCCCCAAUCCCGGUGGACCUGAUGGAGACUUUGGCAUUAAGUUUAAUACUGCAAAUGGAGGCCCAGCCAACGACGCAGUCACAAACAAGAUCUUUCAGAUCAGCAGGACCAUUGAGGAGUUUGCCAUCUGCCCUGGACUACAAGUGGAUCUGACAACCAUGGGAAAACAGACCUUUGACCUGGAGAACAAGUUCAAGCCAUUCACAGUGGAAAUCGUAGACUCUGUGGAGUCCUACGCUAACAUGCUGAGGAACAUCUUUGACUUUGCUGCUCUGAAGCAGCUUCUGUCUGGCAAGAACCACUUCAAGAUAAGACUGGAUGCCUUGCACGGAGCGGUAGGACCCUACGUGAGGAGAAUACUGUGUGAUGAGUUGGGUUGUCCUGCCAGUUCUGCCAUUAACUGUGUCCCUAAGGAGGAUUUUGGGGGUCAACACCCAGAUCCUAACCCCAUAUACGCUACAGAUCUGGUUGACAGCAUGCGAGACGGACAGUAUGAUUUUGGUGCAGCAUUUGAUGCCGAUGGGGACCAGAACAUGAUCCUUGGUAAACAUGGCUUCUUCGUCACCCCAUCUGACUCCGUGGCUGUGAUUGCUGACAACAUUUUUUGCAUCCCGUACUUUCAGCAUGCAGGGGUGAGAGGUUUUGCUCGUACUAUGCCCACAAGUGCGGCAUUAGACAGAGUAGCCAAGGCAACGAAAAUCGAGCUAUAUGAAACUCCCACUGCCUGGAAGUUCUUUGGGAACCUAAUGGAUGCAGGCAUGCUGUCUUUGUGUGGAGAGGAAAGCUUUGGUACAGGAGGAGACCAUAUUCGUGAGAAGGAUGGGCUUUGGGCUGUGCUGGCAUGGCUGUCUAUCCUGGCCACCAGAAAGAAGAGUGUGGAAGAUUUAGUUAAGGACCACUGGCUAAAAUAUGGAAGAAACUACUUCACCAGGUAUGACUACGAGAAUGUAGACAUAGAUGCAGCAUGUGAAAUGAUGGAGGAUUUGGAGAUCACGAUCACCGACAAGACCUUUGUGAGGCAAAGAUUUGCUGUGGAAGACAAAAUCUACCAGGUGGAGAAAGCAGACAGCUUUGAGUAUGCAGACCCGGUAGACGGCACCAUUUCCAGGAAUCAGGGGCUGCGGAUAAUCUUCUCUGAUGGUUCUCGAAUCAUCUACAGACUCAGUGGGACCAGUUUUGAUGGGGCAACAGUUCAAAUCUAUCUCGACAGCUACGAGAAAGAACACAUUUUUGGGGAUGCACAGGUGAUGCUGGCACCCCUUGCCACUAUCGCUCUAAAGAUUUCUCAGCUUCAUCACAGGACAGGUCGAACUGGUCCGUCUGUCAUUAUAUGAUUCCUUAUCAAUUGACAAAAUAACGCUCUUUUUUAAGUUUUUCCAUCCUGUUUUUUUUUUUUGUGUGUUUGUUUUUGUUUUUUAUAAAGGAAGUCUCAAAUCCAGUUGUAGCUACAUAUGAUGCAAAAGUGUGCACUUGAAUGAAAUUAAAUGUAAUAUAUUAAAUGGCUUUUUUGUUUUUGGUUCGGUUGUGGCAUGCUUUGGUGCUUUUUUAUGGCAGAUGAUAUUACAUCUACUUUAGUUUGUUUCAAUUUUGCUUUUGUUAACUGUCAUUUUCAUUCUCACCAGUGAGGCCCUGGCUAAAAUCUGUAAGAUUACAGGAAGGUCAGCGUUUUUAGCGAAACAAAUUGAACCUAUUUGAGCAUAAUGUUUUCAUAAAGCGACUUGAAAGCAGCACUUUCACUUCCUCAGUGAAACUCUUUGAAAAACAGCAUCAGCGCUGUCUCUUUUUAAAAAUCUUUUUCUUUUUGUACCAGUUACUACUGAAGACUACUUGACAUGUGAAGUUGAGAAAAUUAAAACAUGACAGUUUUGUGAGUGAAAUAACUUCUCGUGCAGCAGGUGCUCAGUUUAAAAAGAAGGAACGGGCUGUUUCCUGUCGUUAAUCCUCUAAAACCGUCAUUUGUAUCAUGCGUACCCCUUAAUUUAGGGAAAAUGAAAUCUCAUCAGCGAAUAAUAACCUGAAAUUGAAGUUGAGUGCGUGGGUGGGUGCUUGAGAGUGAGUGACGGCUUUCCAGCUCAAAAAGCAACAAGUCAGCAUUUAAAGAUUGCUCCCUAGAAAACAUCUUUUAAAGAUCUUUUAGUUUCACUGUGACAAGGGUCCUCUUUUUCUUUUCUUUUUUUCUUCUUUUACUUCACUAUCUGUAAGUACAACUUAUGCUGCUACCUUUUUAGUACACCAACAAAGCAACAACAACAAAGGAAACUUUUAAACUGCAAGAAAAUAUUUUUUUAAAUAGCUUAUCCAUAUCAGGUGAGUGCACCACAUAAUUUCCAUCUGGACGGCAACAGCACGAGUCCACAAACAUCUGCCCCAGCUCUGUGAUCACUCAUGCCCUUUGAAGUACUGUCCCUUUCUUCUGGUUUCAUCUCCAUAAUGCACUGAACCUGAAGGGGAACAACAACACAGCAAGGGGAAGGCCAGCUGUGGUUCAUCUCAGGCCCGCCGUGGUGUGAGUUUUGGUUCCACUAAAAAUUUCAGCCCAAGAUUGCACAAGUUUACAUGCAUAGUUACUUAGUCAUCAGGAUCUGUCCAUCAGUAACACAAUAUUAUAUUACAGACUGCAAAUAGAAGAGGAAGUUAACUAAGGAGGACACAAAAGUCAGGUAUUUAUGAAUGAUAAACCUAAUGUCAGUAAACAAAAUCAAAACCUAUUUACAUGCAUAGUAUAAAGAUGCCUAAGAAGCACUAAGAAGUAUUUUCAUGCCUUUUCUAGGUAAGUAAAUCCAUAACAUGGUAUUAUAUUCAAGGGUGUGUCUGGGGGUCUAAAUAUAUUGGUUCCUCUGGUGUCUCCACACCAACACUAUUGUAAUCUGUAAAUCUAGUAAUGCCCACCAUCAUUGGAUGUGAGCAUGUAUAGGGCCAGAGUACAGAACCUGUACCCGGAUAUAUUAUUUGUAAAUAUAGUGCCUUCAUAGUUUCAUAUUGUUCUUGCAUAUUUUAAAGGAUGAAUCUAAUAUAUGCUGAACUGGACUCCAUUGGGGUAACAGCACUGGGCAGCUUGAUUGGCAUGCCCCCAGAGAACACCAGAACUGACUGGUCUGCCACUGGCUCCCUGUUCGCGUCACAGAUGAUGUUACAAGCAUUGUGAGGUUUGUCCUGCCAUCUCCAGACUCUUUCACACCUGUCACAUGUGCUCAGCAUGAACCUGCUCUCAUUUGGGUGACAAUGAUGGACCUGGCAGAUCUGUUGUUCUCAGGCAAAGACCGGCUGCAUGGUGCUGAGCUGUGAACACAGGUCCCACUAAAGGAUGCUGGGGCCUCAUACUGUGCUCAUGGAGUCUGUUUUUGACAGUUUGGUCAGAAACAUGCACAUGAGUAGCCCGCUGCAGGUCAUUUUAUAAGGCUCUGGCAGUGCUCCUCCUGUUUUUCCUCACGCAAAGGAGCAGAAACCAGUCCUGCUGAUGAGUUUAUGCCAUUAUACGGGCCUAUCCAAGUCUCCUUGUGUCACAGCAUGGCAUCUUAUCCACACACUCUGUUGGGAGACAUAGCAAACCGACUUGCAAAAGCACCUACAGACAGGUCAAGGUCAAGGUAACAGUGACAAGAACACAGAUUAAAAAGCAAAACUACAGAAAAAUCAGUCAGAAGGGAAGAGGGCGGGGCUGCGGUCUUUGGCCACUACCUGCAAAACCAGUCCCUUUUUGCUGGGAUUGCUUUCUUAUUGCCUCACUAGUGUACCUGCACAAACAAAGGGGGAAUGGACUCAGUGCUUUAUAACGUUUUUAGCUUUUUUUUUCUUGUACUGUGAUGAUCACAUGUUCCCUUAUUUAUUUUUUUUCAAGCAGUGUAUUAUACUAUAUUAUUGUGGAUAAAACUCCCCAGCUGUAAGAUUAUAGUGAUAUAUGCCAUAAUAAAUCAGUCAUUAGGAUCCAGCAGUAUAUUUUAUAUAAUUCUGAAUAAUGUUUAACUACAUUAUAAUACUGAAACUUUAGUUCUAUUACUUAAGUAGGGUCAUGAAUUUUACUCAAGUAAUAGUAGUUGUUAUU